AUGAGCGACAAAAUCCCCUCGUGGAACAUUGUCCACAAACUAGAGAAGCGUCAACUUCUCAUCGCAAUCAACUGCGUCGCCGCACUGUCAAUUCUCUUCUUCGGAUAUGACCAAGGCAUGAUGUCCGGCGUUAACAACGCCAAAGACUACAUCGACUUGAUGGGAUUCGGAUACACGAAAGAAGUAGACGGCGAACUGACCCCGGUAGUGACCAAUUCCUUGCUACAGGGUGGCAUUGUCUCAGUAUACUAUCUGGGGACGUUGUUCGGUGGGCUGUUUGGUGGUUGGUUGGGUGAUCGCAUGGGGAGAAUUAAGUCCAUUGCUGUGGGUGCGGUUUGGGCUGUGGUGGGCGCGAGUCUGCAGUGCUCGGCGCAGAAUCAUAAUUGGAUGAUUUGCGCACGCUUCAUCAAUGGCAUUGGUACUGGUAUUUUGAAUGCAAUUGUGCCUGUUUGGGCCACUGAGACCGCCGAGCAUACUUCCCGUGGACAGUUCAUCGCUAUCGAGUUCACACUGAACAUCUUUGGCGUCGUCCUGGCCUAUUGGCUUGAGUUCGGCCUCUCCUUCAUCGACGGUGGUAAAUCCGCCUUCCGUUGGCGUUUCCCCAUCGCCUUCCAGAUCAUCUUCCUUCUGAUUCUCUUCGUCGCCGUCUGGUUCUUCCCCGAGUCCCCACGUUGGCUAGUCAAGGUCGGCCGCGAGCAGGAAGCACGAUACAUCCUACAACGGCUGCGUGGCAGCAGCCCAGAAGAUCGGGUCCGCGCCGAAGCCGAGUUCCAGGAUAUCCAGAGCAUUGCCGAGAUGGAGAAGACUGUUGUCCACGGGAACUCUUACCUCUCGAUGCUGUUUGGCUGGAAGUCUGGUGACCUACACAUCGGUCGGAGAGUACAGUUGGUUAUCUGGUUGCAGAUUAUGCAGGAGUGGGUUGGUAUUGCCGGUGUGACUGUCUAUGCGCCGACGAUCUUCAGUAUUGCGGGCUUUGACUCGAUGAAGAGUCAGUGGAUCAGUGGAUUGAAUAAUAUUUUCUACAUGUUCGCAACGCUUAUCUGUGUGUUUACUUUGGAUCGCAUUGGACGACGCUGGACUCUAUACUGGGGCUCUGUCGUGCAGGGUAUUGCCAUGUUCCUUGCUGGUGGAUUCUCUCGCCUUGCCAUCAACGCCAAGGCUGAUGGCAACAUGGGCACAGCGUCCUCGUAUGGUGCAGCGGCUGCCUCGAUGAUUUUCAUCUUUACCUCGACUUUUGGUGCCACCUGGCUUACUGUGCCAUGGCUGUAUCCGGCUGAGAUUUUCCCAUUGGCAGUGCGCGCCCGUGGUAAUGCCUGGGGUGUCGUUGGCUGGAGUAUCGGAAAUGGAUGGCUGACUCUACUCUGCCCGGUCAUGUUCGAUUCAAUCGGCGAAAAGACCCUCUACGUGUUCGCGGCCAGCAACGUAAUCACCAUCCCUAUGGUGUGGGCUCUGUAUCCCGAAAGUAACCAGCGCACCCUGGAAGACAUGGACCUUCUCUUCGCCGCCAAGACUCCCUGGACCUGGGAUGCGGAAAAGACAUUCGCCCGCCUCAAGGCCGAGAAUCCCGGUAUGGUGGACAUUACUAGUCGCAAGAAUAGUGUUGUGGAUCCCGAGACUGGCAAGGUGAUCCCCGUGGAUGCGGUGACAGCGGCCAAGAUUGAUGAUGCCACGGCUGCCGAGCAUGUGGAUCACCCUUGA
Molecule: messenger RNA, 1698 nt
Organism: Penicillium cataractarum
Lineage: Eukaryota; Fungi; Ascomycota; Eurotiomycetes; Eurotiales; Aspergillaceae
Exons: 5
Coding region: 1-1698 (565 amino acids)
Biological process (GO): carbohydrate transport; transmembrane transport
Cellular component (GO): membrane
Molecular function (GO): carbohydrate:proton symporter activity
Source: RefSeq, a predicted model, not a curated record